UUAUUAUUAUUAGGGGAACUUGUUAAUGUCAAAUGUUUGCAAAAUAUUUGUUUUGUAAUGUGUAAAUAUUUACAUAUAUAAUCAAAUUGGUCUUUGUGUUUUGAAAGUUUUAUUGGGAAAAGUAGAAACUUGAAAAAUAAGAAGAAACAGAAACAUUGUGUGUGUGAAAGGUGAAGUGCUAAUCAAAGUGUUAUUAUGGUUAAGAUUGGUGUUAUACCUUUGUUAUGGCUGAGGAAAACUCUAGGCCUCCGCAAAAACAAUACGAUUAUUUGUUGAAGUUCCUUUUAGUAGGAGAUAGUGACGUAGGAAAACAGGAAAUACUAUCCGAAUUAGAUGAUGGUGCUGCAGAAUCACCCUUUUGUAGUGGUAGUGCCUAUAAAACGACUACAAUUUUGUUAGAUGGUAAAAGAGUUAAAUUGCAAUUGUGGGACACAUCUGGCCAGGGUCGUUUCUGCACGAUAAUUCGGUCUUAUUCGAGAGGGGCUCAAGGAGUUCUUCUUGUUUAUGAUAUAACUAACAGGUGGUCAUUUGAUGGUUUGGACAGGUGGUUAAAGGAGGUAGAUGAGCAUGCUCCGGGAGUUCCCAAAGUGCUUAUAGGAAACCGUCUACAUUUGGCCUUCAAAAGGAAAGUGGGCGAACGAGAUGCCCAAAUUUACGCACACAAACACAGCAUGGCUUUCUUUGAAGUCUCACCCCUGUGUAACUUUAAUAUUGUAGAAAGUUUUUGUGUGUUGUCGAGGAUGGCCUUGCAACGAAAUGGCAUGGAGAGAUUGUGGCGAUCAAACAGAGUGUUAAGCCUUCAAGAGUUAUGUUGUCGUGCAAUAGUGGCACGCACCACUGUCUACGGGAUCGAACAGUUGCCGUUACCGUCGUGCGUGAAAUCGCAUUUAAAAUCGUACGCGUUGACAACUUCUAGCAUGCAGUUGCGUUACACGCACAGUCAGAGGAAACACGCGGGCAGCAGGAAGAUGCGUUUCAUAAGUAUGCCCACCUCCCCCGGCAGUAACAAUCGCAGCUGCGUGCCCCGGAAUUCGUGCGCCAUAUCAUGAUAAAUAUGAUGUGUGUUGUUAAAACUGCCCCCUCCCUCUUUCAUUUUUUACCCUAUUUUCGUUGAGUUACGGAAACGUUGUCGCCCAUAAAUACUAACUAGUCGUAAAAAUAAUGAAAAAACAUUUUUGAGUGCGUCAGCAUGAGAGUGAAAACACGAGUAGAAGUAUAUAAAGUAUAGGGUGUUCCCUUCUGCUUUUUUUUUUGGCUCAAAUCAGUUUUGUAUGCCGUCUCUCUAAAUUAUUUUUUAUCAAAUGCCUACCUAUAUUAAAAAAAUCCCAUUUGAUAAAAUAAUUUUAGGAACAAAUCAGUUUCAGUAGUGAUAAUAAAGAACAAGACACCCUGUAUAUGAUGAGUGUUUGGGUUAUGUGUUUGUGUAAGUACGUCAGUGUAUCCGUUAGUUGUUGGUAUACAUAUAUAUAAUUGACAAAACGUGUGGAUCGCGCUUUUAUUUUACUUUUUUUUUGUAAAAAAUAUUUUGUAUUUACGUAGGGCGUCUUAAUUAACUUAACCGAUUAAGAAGAGAGUUAUCUUUUAGUUUUUGCUUCUUUUAAAAAACCAAAUACAAACAACGUUAUUAUGUGGCAGCAUAAAUCUAUUCAUUUAAUUAUGUGAGGAUCUUUAUCUAAAAGAGAAGUAUUUUAGGUGUUUUUAAAAAUAUUAUUCAAUCUUUUUUUAAAGCACACUACAAUGUUAUUUGUUUGUUUAAUUGCCAAGUUUCUAUAACUUAUUAUUUAAAUUUUUUGGUCCACCUUAGCUAGGUACAUACAUUAUUAAAAAAAAUAAUAAUAACAUAACUACCACCUAAAUAAGACUAAAACUUUAGUGGCCGUUAUCUGAAGAGGGCUUGAUGGCCUUAAUCUAGGAAUGGUUAGUGUGUUCACCGAUGGAGUCGUUUAUUCGACGUUUCGCCAACUGCUGUGGUUAGCAUCUUCAAGGUGAGAACAUAAAAUUCUCCGCCUCCUGAGGUUGCCAUUCGUAGUAGCUGGCGAAACGUCAUUCAAAUUAUUCCAUGGGUGGACUCACCAAAGGAGAACAAUAUCGAGUUCUCUUUGGACACCCAAAUAGUUUAGUUUAAAAAAAUACACACAUAAUGAAUACACUUCAUAAGUAAAUAUAAUUUUUAUAUUAAUAAAAACGCAUUAAUUCAUUAACAGUCUGAUAAAAUAGAAACUGAUAAAACUAUUUUUCUAAUUAUAUUUUGAGUACAUUUAAAAUUUAGACACACUCCAAGCACUACACCUUUGUCGUAUUCUUAUUUUAAAAAAUUUAAUAGGUCUUCAAGCAAUUAUUUUAUAAUAAAGUUGUAAAUAAUAAUAAGACUGUACCUAAUACAUAUGCUAAAAAAAUAGAAAAUGUAAAAUCAUCAAGUAUAUUGACAAUACUGAAGAAAAGAAAAUUAAUUUAAUAACGUUUCGAUAACAAUUUUAAAUUGACAAUAUUUUUUUUAUCAAUUAACAGGCAAUAAUUUGUCCUUACCUAAUGAAUUAAUUGGUUGUAUUAGCAGGUUCUCUCUAAAAAAUGUGUUAUUUUGUAUUGCUGUUGUAAAUUUUACUUUAUGUAUUUAUAAUAAGUAAAUAAUGAUGAUGUAGUAAUUUCGGUACUUUAUAAUAAUUGUGAUAAUGUUAAUAUUAUUGUGUAAAUUAUUUUUGAUAAAUACUGUUAUUGGUUUUCGUCCUACACUACUAAAAAUACUAGGAAUUUUGCACAUUUGCACCAUAUAAUGUAUUUUUUGUUAGUUUCUCAGCUUUUUGCCUAUUUAAUAAUAAUUUAAUUAACUCACACAAAUAAAAUGUUGAAAUAUACCGAAAUGGUUUCAAACAAUGCAUUAAGUACUAUUAUAUUUACUAACCGCCCCAUCACCUCAAGGGAGUAUUAAUAACGUGCACCUUAUUUUUAAGUCAGUUAUAACUGAUUUGAAAUCGAUAAAUUUCACCUGAGAAACUUAAUUUUAAAAUUUAAAGAACUAAUUAAAUAAAGAAAUGUGGAACCAAUUGUCUCAAAAUUACACAAAAUCACUACUUUUCACAUGAAAUUGUUUGAAAUAACUUGUAUAUUUGAAAUGUCUAUUUUUAUGGAUGUCCAAGUAGAGUUAAAAUAAAAUGUAACACACGCAAUAUGAUUAUAAAUAUAACGCUAAAAGUUC
Agrilus planipennis (emerald ash borer) is the source of this 3193-nucleotide messenger RNA. RefSeq names its product ras-related protein Rab-40C (gene Rab40). The transcript has 5 exons. Gene Ontology annotation, biological process: intracellular signal transduction; protein localization to plasma membrane. Gene Ontology annotation, cellular component: endosome; synaptic vesicle; plasma membrane. The record is from RefSeq and is a predicted model, not a curated record. Bases 225 to 1049 code for a protein of 274 amino acids. Lineage: Eukaryota; Metazoa; Arthropoda; Insecta; Coleoptera; Buprestidae. Gene Ontology annotation, molecular function: GTPase activity; GTP binding.